Daucus carota subsp. sativus is the source of this 2774-nucleotide messenger RNA. RefSeq names its product 5-methyltetrahydropteroyltriglutamate--homocysteine methyltransferase. The record is from RefSeq and is a predicted model, not a curated record. Bases 220 to 2517 code for a protein of 765 amino acids. Gene Ontology annotation, molecular function: zinc ion binding; 5-methyltetrahydropteroyltriglutamate-homocysteine S-methyltransferase activity. Lineage: Eukaryota; Viridiplantae; Streptophyta; Magnoliopsida; Apiales; Apiaceae. The transcript has 12 exons.
AAUUUUCACACUUGCGGAUCUACCUAAAAAAACCCCCACCCACCACCAAAAGCUGCAGCUCCAUCUAUAAAUAGGCCCCCACACAGCCUUCACAAUUCGUGCCUCAACUCAUCUAUCUCCUCUCUAUUGGAUUGGGAUUAAGAACUGAAUUAGGAUUAGUAAUUACAUACUAAUCCAAGAACUAGUCUUUCACUUUCCUGUUCUUGCUCCUAAAGAUCAAUGGCUUCUCAUAUUGUUGGAUACCCUCGCAUGGGCCCCAAGAGAGAGCUCAAGUUUGCACUUGAAUCUUUCUGGGAUAAGAAGAGCUCAGCUGAAGAUUUGCAAAAGGUGGCUGCUGACCUUAGAUCUGACAUCUGGAAGCAGAUGUCCAGUGCUGGUAUCAAGUACAUCCCCAGCAACACCUUUGCAUAUUAUGACCAGGUUCUUGACACAACUGCAAUGCUUGGAGCUGUCCCAGCAAGAUACAACUGGAAUGGUGGUGAGAUCGGUUUUGACACAUACUUCUCCAUGGCCAGAGGUAAUGCCACCGUUCCAGCUAUGGAAAUGACCAAGUGGUUUGACACCAACUACCAUUACAUUGUUCCUGAGUUGGGACCAGAGGUGAAGUUCUCAUAUGCCUCACACAAAGCAGUAACUGAGUACAAGGAGGCCAAGGCGCUCGGUAUUGAUACCGUGCCAAUCCUUGUCGGACCAGUCAGCUACUUGUUGCUAUCUAAACCUGCAAAGGGUGUUGACAAAACCUUCAAUCUUCUUUCUCUUCUCGAUAGCAUCCUUCCAAUCUACAAGGAAGUCGUGUCUGAGCUGAAGGCUGCUGGUGCUUCAUGGAUUCAGUUUGAUGAGCCCACUCUUGUAAAGGAUCUUGAAGCACAUCAAUUGGAAGCCUUCACUAAGGCCUACUCUCAGCUAGAGUCAUCCCUUUCUGGUCUUAAUGUCCUCUUUGAGACCUACUUUGCUGAUGUUCCAGCUGAUGCUUUCAAGACCCUCACUUCUCUAAAGGGUGUCACAGCUUUUGGUUUUGAUUUGGUUCGUGGAGAGAAGACUCUUGAGUUGAUUAAGAGUAGUUUCCCUUCUGGAAAAUACCUAUUUGCUGGUGUUGUUGAUGGAAGGAACAUCUGGGCCAAUGAUCUUGCUUCGUCUCUCACUACCUUGGAGUCUCUUGAGAAAAUUGUGGGAAAAGACAAGCUUGUUGUUUCUACCUCUUGCUCACUUCUUCACACGGCUGUUGACCUUGUUAAUGAGACCAAACUGGACGAUGAAAUGAAAUCGUGGCUUGCAUUUGCUGCACAGAAAAUUGUUGAGGUGAAUGCCUUGGCCAAGGCUCUCUGUGGUUCCAAGGAUGAGGCUUUUUUCUCUGCUAAUGCUUCAGCUCAGGCUUCAAGAAAAUCCUCUCCAAGAGUGACCAAUGAGGCUGUUCAGAAGGCUGCUUCCGCUUUGAAGGGUUCUGAUCAUCGCCGUGCUACCAAUGUCAGUUCCAGACUAGAUGCUCAGCAAAAGAAACUUAACCUUCCCAUUCUUCCCACAACUACCAUUGGUUCUUUCCCUCAAACAGUUGAGCUCCGAAGAGUUCGCCGAGAAUUCAAGGCCAAGAAGAUUUCUGAGGACGACUAUGUCUCUUCAAUGAAGGAGGAGAUCAGCAAAGUUGUCAAACUACAGGAAGAGCUUGACAUUGACGUCCUAGUUCAUGGAGAGCCAGAGAGGAACGAUAUGGUUGAGUACUUUGGAGAGCAGUUGUCUGGUUUUGCCUUCACUGCUAACGGAUGGGUCCAAUCUUAUGGAUCUCGAUGUGUGAAGCCACCAAUUAUCUAUGGUGAUGUGAGCCGCCCCAAGCCAAUGACCGUGUUCUGGUCUUCUAUGGCCCAAAGCAUGACCAAGCGCCCAAUGAAGGGAAUGCUUACAGGACCUGUUACCAUUCUCAACUGGUCCUUUGUCCGCAAUGACCAGCCCAGAUUUGAGACUUGCUACCAGAUUGCUUUGUCCAUUAAGGAUGAAGUGGAGGAUCUUGAGAAGGCAGGCAUCACUGUCAUUCAAAUCGAUGAGGCGGCUUUGAGAGAGGGAUUGCCUUUAAGGAAGUCAGAGCAUGCUUUCUAUCUGGACUGGGCUGUCCAUUCCUUCAGGAUCACCAACGUUGGGGUUCAAGACACCACCCAGAUCCACACUCACAUGUGCUACUCCAACUUUAAUGACAUCAUCCACUCGAUUAUUGACAUGGAUGCUGAUGUCAUCACCAUUGAGAACUCCCGAUCCGACGAGAAGCUCCUGUCAGUGUUCCGUGAGGGAGUUAAGUACGGUGCUGGUAUUGGUCCCGGUGUCUAUGAUAUCCACUCUCCUAGAAUACCAUCAACUGAAGAGAUUGCUGACAGAAUCAACAAGAUGCUUGCAGUUCUUGAAACCAACAUCUUGUGGGUCAACCCUGAUUGUGGACUCAAGACUCGCAAGUACGCUGAAGUGAACCCAGCCCUCAAGGCCAUGGUUGACGCUGCCAAAUCCCUCCGCACCAAGCUCGCAAGUGCCAAGUGAAGGCAGUUGGUCUAAAGGACGAGAAGAAUGUCCAUCAUUCCGCCCUUAAAAUUUUCUUUAAUGUUGUUGAUUCUGGUGAUUAAAUCACAGUUAGUAGGUUUUGGUUUUUAUUAAUUUUGGUUACUGUUUUAAUUUUCGGAAAAAUAUUAUCACUUUGUAUUCUUUGGGGGUUUUGCCUUCUUUCAGGAAAGGCUACAAACUUUUAAGUUUACCUUGAGAAUCAAAUUUAUAAGAAAUGAUAUCAACAGUUUGUGAAA